CCUAAUGCUUCAGAUUACAGGGACACAAGGUGGACAUACGAUCAUCUCCUUCACUGAACAACCUACUGAACAGAAAAUAAAAAUGCAGCCAGACAAGUUGCUGCAAGUCAGCAGAACCUCUUUCUCUGUUACAGACAUCCUGAAUCCGUCCAAAUUCACUGGGAAAGCAAUCAGUAGCCAUCUGAGGCAUGAUUCAACUGCUGAAAGUGACAUUGGAAAAGGGAAUACAGAUGCUGCAGUCAUUUCAGAAUGCUAUUCCAAGAGAGCAGAAUUCCAGAGUGGUCCAGCCGGUGGUGAAUUCUCUACCUCAGUGGACUCGGCUGUGUCGGCAGAACGGGAGGUGAACCGGGUUCACACUGCGUCUACAUGCCAGAGCACGGAGAAGUCAAAGGGCAAGGCGAGGCGGGUCCGCACAGCUUUCACCCUGGAUCAGCUACGAAUUUUAGAACACAGUUUCCACAGCAGCCACUAUCUGUCCGUGUUCGAGCGCUACGCCAUCGCCUCAACGCUGCGCCUCACCGAGACCCAGGUGAAGAUUUGGUUUCAAAACAGACGCACCAAGUGGAAGAAAGAAGAGCAGAACUCCUCCUGGGUCAUCAGGCACCGCUUCCGCCACCACUCAAUUAGAACCAUAUGGAUCCACCACUGA
Molecule: messenger RNA, 649 nt
Organism: Esox lucius (northern pike)
Lineage: Eukaryota; Metazoa; Chordata; Actinopteri; Esociformes; Esocidae
Gene: pnx
Product: posterior neuron-specific homeobox
Exons: 3
Coding region: 5-649 (214 amino acids)
Biological process (GO): regulation of transcription by RNA polymerase II; cell differentiation
Cellular component (GO): nucleus
Molecular function (GO): RNA polymerase II cis-regulatory region sequence-specific DNA binding; DNA-binding transcription factor activity, RNA polymerase II-specific
Source: RefSeq, a predicted model, not a curated record